Acanthochromis polyacanthus (spiny chromis) is the source of this 609-nucleotide messenger RNA. RefSeq names its product decapping exoribonuclease (gene dxo). The record is from RefSeq and is a predicted model, not a curated record. Lineage: Eukaryota; Metazoa; Chordata; Actinopteri; Pomacentridae. Gene Ontology annotation, molecular function: mRNA 5'-diphosphatase activity. Gene Ontology annotation, cellular component: nucleus; cytosol. Gene Ontology annotation, biological process: nuclear-transcribed mRNA catabolic process; NAD-cap decapping.
AUGGAGAGCAAACUGCGUCCAAGUGACGAUAACGUCCACGGCACUCCCGACCCCGGCGGGGUGGUGAACACCAACGAGGCCUUCUGCACCGUGGUUCAGACUCGACUCGCCGAUCACAGACUUCUGUUCUCCGGCGAGGUGGACUGUCGUAAAGAUUCCGGCGCUCCGGCUCCUCCUGCCUGCUACGUGGAGCUGAAGACCUCCGCAGAGAUCUGCACGCCCAAACAGCGCAGCAACUUCCACAGGUUCAAGCUGCUGAAGUGGUGGGCUCAGCCUUCCUCCCGGAGUCCCUCGUGUUGUGGCGGGUUUCCGGAUCAUGAAGGAGUCGUCGUUCCGUGGAGACGUUUCCACAUCUCUAAGAUCUCACAGCUCAUCAAGAAUGAAUACAACUGCUGGAAGCCGACCGUUUGCAUGAACUUCUGCUGCGAUUUCCUGACUUUUGUGAAGCGCACGGUGACUGAAGACAGCCCCAGCGUGGUCUACCUGUUCUCCUGGGAGCCACGCAGAGACGUGACCUUCUCCGUCCAGGAUUCCCAGUUUUCAUUCCUGCCUCGCUGGUACGUUGACGAGAUGACCAGAGACCAGACUCACAACACCAUCAUCACAUAA